This is a messenger RNA of Talaromyces stipitatus ATCC 10500, 2901 nucleotides long. Its product is annotated as Dor1-like family protein. The transcript has 2 exons. Lineage: Eukaryota; Fungi; Ascomycota; Eurotiomycetes; Eurotiales; Trichocomaceae. The coding region runs from base 1 to 2691 and encodes 896 amino acids. Gene Ontology annotation, biological process: cytoplasm to vacuole targeting by the Cvt pathway; intra-Golgi vesicle-mediated transport. The record is from RefSeq and is a predicted model, not a curated record. Gene Ontology annotation, cellular component: COG complex.
AUGGCCGACGCUAUAUUGGAGUUGCUCGACCCUCAUCUCAAUAGCAGUGAUUCGUCAUCGUUAACAACAUCCCGCCCGCGAGUAUCAUCAACAGAUGCGACGACCACCAAAUACCUCAACCGCCUGACGAGCUUAUCUCUUGAACAGAUUCGGAAUAGCGAGCCUCAGUCGAUAUCCCAAUCUGCGCACUCUACUCUCUUGUCCCUCCAGGCAUUGUCCAAUCGCUCGCACAAAGCUUUAAUAUCGUCAUCAGACCACCUCUCGACCUUGCGGAACUUGAUACCUUCAUUAGGCAAAGAUGUCAAAACAUUACAAGAAAGAAUACCAAUCCUCGACUCGGAGGCUGUGCGCUUCUCGACCACAUAUAGCAAAUCCAGCGACAACCCAAACCUAGACCGCAGGAAAAAGGCAAUGCAGCUAUCGCGAAAUGUCGACCGAAUAUCAGACGUUCUUGAGCUCCCGGCCCUCCUCUCCACUGCCGUUUCUACCUCAUCUGCGAAUGCGGGACUGACAGCAGCGUCAGGGAACUACUCAACAGCCCUCGAUCUCUACUCACACAUAAAAAGAUUACAGACCCUUUAUCCGGACUCUCCUCUUAUAAAGGAUAUCAUAUCACAAGCCGAAGAUGCGAUGAAGACCAUGACGACGAAUCUGAUAGCUGGGUUAAGGACACAGAAUAUUCGACUGGCGGCCGCGAUGAGAACAAUCGGAUGGUUGAGACGGGUAGCGCCGGAGCUGGAAAAUCCUCGAAGAAGUCGGGAAACCGGAACAGGGACGGGUGAAGGGUCACUUGGAGCACUCUUCCUCGUAUGCAGGUUGGCAAAUCUGGUUUCAACAUUGGAAGCUCUUGACCCGCUUAGAGAGCUAGCAGACCAAGAGACCCAGCGCAGGGUUGAAGCGGCAGCAGGAGAGCGAGCAUCAUCUUCUAAAUGGUCUGGCGGCCAGCAGACGGAGCGAUAUCUGAAAAGAUAUAUUGAAAUUUACCGAGAACAGAGCUUUGCUAUUGUGUCGCUGUAUAAGAAUAUAUUCACACCAGAGCCGGUCGAAACUGACUCGAAGCCGAUCACUGUUCCUGGGUUGGACCUUAAAUCUCUCAACCUGAAAACACAACCACCUCCGAAACCAACCACAAAGAUAGAUCCUCUACAGGCACUUCCGCCUGCAGUUGCGACAUUCCCAUUGUAUCUAGUGCGGCUGCUUACAGACACUCUUCGGACUUAUCUACCCAACGUGAGAGACAAGAGUUCACGAGAGAGUCUUUUAACUCAAGUCCUGUACUGUGCGGCGAGUCUUGGACGGCUAGGCGGGGACUUUAGCAUGAUUCUUACGGAGUUAGAGGAUGAGGAACAAGGUAAAGAAGCCAAAGAUGAGACGGUUGUCCAUGAAUGGGAGGAGGUCAUGCGCAAGCAUCGUGCGUUGGCUGGAAGACUUGAGCAACUUACCAGUGGUCAAGCUGUUACAAAGAGCAUCUCCCGAGUGACCUCUCCGGGCGAAUACCCGAUUCUCCUAGGCGAUAAACUGGCAAAAGAUGACGGAGGAAAUGACUCUACAUUCAUAAAUAUCACAUACAAUCAUAAGAGCAAAUCGGCAACGGCGAAUCAACGGGCGAAAAUCACGCGGUCUCCGACGUCACAAGAUGUAUAUAACCUGAUAAUUACGGACAAGGCUGGAAAUGCCGAGCAGACGACGCUUGAGUACAAGUACAAAGGCAGUAUAGAUCCGUCAAUACCGGUUCAGGGGUCAGAAGCAAGGAAUCUUGUUCUGGUUUUUGAUCCGAGUCGGAAAGCGUUUAUUCUAGAGCCUGUGAGCACUAGUCUCAACUUCAAUUUGCGCGCAGCUCCUGGAAAGAACAAGGAAGUGAUUGAGCAAUAUGAGCAAUUACAUACCUUGGGUGACGACGGUGACCACGCAUCUCGGGAUGAGAGCGAUGACGAACAGCCUGAAGAUGCUGACCAGGAUAAUCCUUAUGACUUCCGGCAUUUCCUCAAAAAGCCAGAGUCUGAGAAGGCGAAGUCGAACCUGUCUACGACCACGACUCCAGACCCUCAUGGAACUAUCAGCACUCCGGCAAUGCAAGCUACGAAGGUUGAGGCUAAGAAAGCAGCACCAUCCAGACCCAAACAGCAGACGAAUCCUUUACGACAACCGAAACGAGCACCCAAGGCUAAAGCAGCGAGUACAAAUUCAUCAGCAAAGGCUAAACCACAGCCAAAAUCGGCACCGCGUGUGGAUCCCGAGGAUGAUAUCGUUAUAUCUGAUGCGGAGCCAUCUGAGAAAGAAGAGGAUGAAUAUCAACAUCCCCAAUCUAGCCAAGCUAUACCUUCACCGAGUUCUAACAUCAUCGUCGAGGGAGAUCUUAUUAUUGACAUGGGCUCUCCACCUACGCGGCCUACGUUUAAGGUCGACCCAACCCAUUUCUCUUCAAGUGACCACUCUGUCAAUGGCACAGAUGAGGAAGGGAAUGAGGAAGACGAUGAAGAGAUUGAACAUUUCCGUCUGCCAUCUCCUGCUCGGCCUGCAGCCGCAGAGGAGCCAGCAGCAGACGAAGAUGAAAAUGACGAGGAUGAGGAUGCUCUAGCGGCGGAAAUGGAAGCGGCAUUCGAAGAGGAAGCAUCGAGGACACAGAGCAUGCAACAGACUCAACGAUAUGUGCCGAGUGAUGACGAGAGUGAAAUCAGUGAAGAGGAGUGAUUGGUAUUACUCUUGCACCCAAACUAAAAGCGUUUACCUGAGACUGGCAAACAACAUUUUGUCCGAUAUUGCAUUCAUUUGGAUGACGAUUUGAUAUCCGUUACUGAUUAUCUGGAGUUUGGAUUGUGACCGCGAAUUUGUUCUUCAUUGUAUUUAGAUACCACAAACAGUACUUGAAACAUCUAGCAAACAAUUAUCUAUUCGUUUUCA